Gamsiella multidivaricata is the source of this 1156-nucleotide messenger RNA. RefSeq lists its product as uncharacterized. The transcript has a single exon. The coding region runs from base 320 to 1051 and encodes 243 amino acids. Gene Ontology annotation, biological process: glutathione metabolic process. NCBI's taxonomy places the organism in Eukaryota, Fungi, Mortierellomycota, Mortierellomycetes, Mortierellales, Mortierellaceae. The record is from RefSeq and is a predicted model, not a curated record. Gene Ontology annotation, molecular function: glutathione transferase activity.
GCGACGAUGAUUAUAAUUAAUGCCGCUAUCGCUCUUGGAUCAGAGAGUGUCCCGCCCGACUGCAAUCUGUAGACUCCUGAUGUCAGGUACAAACUUAGUACUCCCUACAGUCUUGCAGUUCUUCCUAUAUAGGAGAAAAUGGCAUGGAAAACCUAAGUGCAGUGAUAGCCCCGGAUCGUAUAUAAACUCGGUCUUGCUCUCCCUCAUUCUACAGAUCCAUUGACCCAGUUCACACUCGCUCUUCUCUCCAGUUACUCGCAACAACACAACACACGCACAAAAAGACUCAAGGCCCAUCCUCAUUUCAGUUACUAAAACAAUGGCUCACCCAUACCUUGACCCUGCCCAGGCUGCCGCCUUCAACGAGCUCAGCAUUGCCCGCGACAGCACCUUUGAAAUUUCCUACUUUGGACUCCACGGUUUCGGUGGUAUCUCUCGCCUAAUCCUCGCCGUCGGCGGCGCCAACUUCAAGAACCACGUCCCCACGGACUGGGCCUCCGAGAAACCUCAAGCUCCCUUCGGCGUACUUCCUCUUCUCAAGGAGAGCUCUAAGGAUGGCACCAAGGUCCUCCAUGUAGCCGAGACCGACGCGAUCGAACGCUAUCUCUCCAGGAAGUUCGGUUUCAAUGGCGAGAACGCUUUUGAGAAGAACCUUGUGAGCGUUUAUUCUUCAAAUUCGACAUCGCUUUACAUGCAGAUCUUCCGAAAGCUCUUCGGAGUCAAGGAUGAGCAGCAAAAGGCUGAAGCCAAGGAGACGUUGGUCGCGGGACCCUUUAUGGAUUGGGUCAAGUUUCAUGAGAAGUACCUGGCUGCGAACGGAUCGAACGGACACUAUGUCGGGAACAAGACUACUUUGGCGGACAUCAAGACUUACUAUGUCGUUGGUAUGCUUCAGAGCCUUACUGGGGAGGACCUUGUUUCGGAGAGCAAGACCCCGGCGAUCUGGAAAGUCAAGACCGCUCUCGAGGAUAUCCCCUCGGCUUCUGCUUGGUUCAAGUCCGAGGAUUACAAGACCUUUUCUGAGGAGAACAAGCGACUCUCUGGCUUCUAGACUACAAAGACAAACAAAGAGCUAUUUACAUCAUCAACAUUAGGUACCUUCACUCGAUAGUAACAGCCAUUCGCUCAUGCACACUUUUUGUCAGUAAAAAUCGAG